CAAGGCGUAGACAUUUGAGUAAGACAGUUCAAACACUUUUGAAAAAGUCUCGUAAACUACAAUACGAAACGAGAAAAAGUAGUACUCCCCGAUCAAAUUCUUUGGAAACCGAAGAGCUUUAUUACUUCCAAAAUCAAGAAACAAAUUUUUGCGAAAAUGAAGUUGUCCACCGCCUAGAAAGAACGUGUCAGGCCGCACAAGCUUCACUAGAUACACCAAAUAUAACGACACUACCAGCGACAGUCAUUUGUGAAAUUUCAGAAAGUUGUGAUAUAGAAAGUGUUACCAAUGUGAACAUUAUAAAUCGAAUUAAAAAUUGGAGUUUAAAAUAUAACAUUACAAGAGAAGCUUUAUCGCAGCUUCUUCUGGUGUUAAAAACCCAUCCGUGUUUUACUAAUUUUCCUGCUGAUGCCCGGACGCUUUUACGUACGCCAAGGUCCACACAAAGUUCGGUGGUGGGAAAUGGUGAAUUUUGCUAUCUUGGCAUAUCAAAAGGAUUAUGACCAAUAUUAUCUGAUUUAAUAAGUGAACGCCAAAAUAAAAUAUCUCUUCAAUUCAACAUAGAUGGACUUCCACUUCAUAAGAGCAACAGCAAACAGUUGUGGCCAAUUUUGGCUCAUGUCAUGAAUACAGAUUACGUGUAUGCCGUUGCUUUAUAUUGCGGAACUGAGAAACCUGGUGAUUUAAAUCUAUAUUUUCAAGAAUUCAUCGAGGAGUUAACAGAUUUACAAUUAAAUGGAUUACUUUACAACCAAUUUGUUUUCCAAAUAGAGGCUAGUUCAUUUAUUUGCGACGCGCCAGCUCGUGCCUUUAUUUGCUGCAUAAAGGGCCACUCGGGUUAUUUCUCGUGUGGAAAAUGCGAGGUCAAAGGCCAACGUGUACAAAAUCGAACCGUAUUUUUAAAGACUGAUAUUAUCCUUAGGACGAAUUUAAGUUUUAGAAACCAAACACAAAGGCAACAUCAUCAUGGCAAUUCACCACUUGAAUCACUUAAUAUUGACAUGGUGAACGACUUUCCAUUUGAAUACAUGCACCUGAUUUGUCUCGGAGCGACUAAAAAAAUAUUGAAGUUAUGGACAGAUAAGAAACUUUCCCGCCACAGACUACGCUCCAAAGAAAUUAUUAGAAUUUCAGAUCAUUUAGAAUAUACAAAAAAAUUUGUGACGAAUGACUUUGCUAGAAAGCCAAGGACAUUGGGAGAGCUGGAUCGCUGGAAGGCCACAGAACUUAGGACCUUUCUCCUCUACACGGGCCCCAUAGUGCUAAAAAAUAACAUAAGUGACAAAUAUUACAGAAAUUUUAUGCUCCUUAGUGUGGCUACCAGAUUACUUGCAGAGCCAUGCCAAUCAAAGGAGAAUAUAAAUUAUGCCGAACAGCUUUUAGAAUAUUUUGUUCAUAAUUUCAUGGAAAUUUAUGGCAAGGAAAAUGUUUCCUAUAAUAUACAUGGGCUCAUUCACAUAGCCAACGAUGUUCGAUUGCAUGAUCAUCUGCUCAACCUUUACCCCAACUACAUCGCAGAUUGGCCGAGAGAGAAUGUGGAAAGUUUAAAACAAAUGAGCACGAGGCAGAUGCAGUCCAGCAGGCGGAGCUUACGAGCAAAUUAAUUGUUAGAACUAAUACUCCAAAUAAUUUUGUGCUACUAAAUAAUGGAUACAUAAUUAGUGUUACAAACAUAAAUAAAUGUGGUGAAACCGAACUCGUUGGGAGAAGAUUCAAAGAGUCAAAGAACUUAUUUAGUUACCCUUGUGAUUCAAAACUUCUUGAUAUUUAUAAAGUGAAGUUUAAUAAUUUAAC
This is a messenger RNA of Folsomia candida, 1794 nucleotides long. RefSeq lists its product as uncharacterized. The coding region runs from base 624 to 1604 and encodes 326 amino acids. The record is from RefSeq and is a predicted model, not a curated record. Lineage: Eukaryota; Metazoa; Arthropoda; Collembola; Entomobryomorpha; Isotomidae. The transcript has 2 exons.